This is a messenger RNA of Rotaria socialis, 1290 nucleotides long. Lineage: Eukaryota; Metazoa; Rotifera; Eurotatoria; Philodinida; Philodinidae. The record is from the annotation of a GenBank genome assembly.
AUGAUUCAGAAUAAUGCCAGUAGUAGUUAUCAAUUGAACAGUUUUAAUCAGAGUGAUUCAGCGGUUGCAAUGUUAAAUGACAGUUUAAUUCGCAUUGAAAUAACUGAAUUUAUACAAAAAGUAAAUUUUUGGAUAACAAUCAUGGAAAUUGUUAUGGUUAUAUGUGGAAUACUUGGUAAUGGGCUUGCACUUAUUGUUAUCAAUCGUCGUUCAUUACGUGACACAUCAUCAAGUGUAUUUAUUACAUAUUUAGCAAUAUUUGAUAUAUUAGUUCUUGCUGUUCAUAUUACAAAUUUAGCAAUAUCAUAUUAUAUACAAUCAUACAUAUUACAUUGUUUUUUUGCUUAUUUAACCGAUCUUGUCACAUUUUGCAGUGUUUGGAUUAUGGUUAUAAUGACAUUGGAACGUUGUGUUGCUGUACAUUCACCAUUUUUAGCCAAACGUUUUUGCACUACAGAACGUGCACGUUAUUCAAUAUAUAUUCUUAUAGUUUUAUCAAUUAUUUUAUUUUCAUCAACAUUCCCAACUAUAUUUAUCGUAGAUACAUUUCAACAAAAAUGUAUGGUUCGUCCUCGCUAUCAAAAAAUAAUACGUAUUAUAAAACCAACAAUAUUUUACUUUGUGCCUGAUAUUCUUUUACUAGCAAAUAUAUUUGUUAUCUACGAAUUAUUUAUGGCUAAACGACAGCGUACAAAAACAUCAAUGAAUCCUGACAAUGCUAUCCAUCGAUUGAAUGCUACGUCAUUUAAUAGAAAACAACAACAAUUAACAGUCAUGCUCGUUACAGUUUCAUUAAGUUUCUAUUUUUUUACAACACCAGCUAUUAUUGAUUAUAUUCGUCAGAUGAAUCCACCAAAACAUCAUGAUGUAAAACGACUUAAAUUACGUUUUUUAUUGACGAAUUUGUCUGUUCUGUGGCUUCAAAUGAGUUCAGCGACGAACUUUUUAUUUUAUUGUUUGGCUGGUUCAAAAUUUCGCGCAGCGUGCAUAGAUACAUUCAGUGAUAUCUAUGAUUUUCUGGAAAUGAAAUCAAGUAAUCAAGAAGUUCGAUUGCGACGACGACGAAAACGACAAACUAAAAAUGAUACUUAUUUAAGUUCAAAUAUCAACCAAGAUCAUCGUAAUCAGCUGGGAAAUGGUCGCAAUAGACAACGAUCAACUUCGAUGACGCAGACAUGUGUAUUCCAACUGAAUGAUUUAUCCAAACAGCCUAGUAAUGAAACAAUGGCCAGCAUACAAUUGAACAGUAGACGACCAUCGACAGUUGCAUUCAAUGGAGAUGACGCUUAA